This is a messenger RNA of Cannabis sativa, 1248 nucleotides long. RefSeq names its product basic leucine zipper 9. The transcript has 6 exons. Bases 116 to 1099 code for a protein of 327 amino acids. NCBI's taxonomy places the organism in Eukaryota, Viridiplantae, Streptophyta, Magnoliopsida, Rosales, Cannabaceae. Gene Ontology annotation, biological process: regulation of DNA-templated transcription. Gene Ontology annotation, molecular function: DNA-binding transcription factor activity. The record is from RefSeq and is a predicted model, not a curated record.
AUUAAUACACUUGAGUUGCAUUGUUCACCUUCCCUCUCUUUUCCUCACACAAUACAACUCUCUAUCUAAGAUCAAACAUAAUUAAUAAUAGAAUUUUUGGAGGCUAGAAAUUAAUAUGGAGCCAAAAGAGUCUAGCCACGUGGUCAUGUCAUGCAACUCGGUGAGUGGGCGUGACCUAACGACAUCAUCGUCGUUGAGGUUCGCGACCCACCGUGGAGAUCAUCAUCAUCAUCAAAUGAUGAUGAUGAUGAAACGAAGCCCGUCGGAGUUAGAUUUUGAAGAGUUCAUAAAGAAGAGCUUGCGUCCCGAAGAUACUCACAACAAGCCUACCGCCGACACUUUUAGCUUUGGUUUCAAAAACAUGGAUGUAAUGCCAAAUAGCAGCAGUAGUGGAGUAAGUACAGCAGAUCACUCAAUUUUCUACUCUCAAAAUGGGACUCCCACUACAAAUCCCAGCAUCUCAGCCACCAUCGAUUCCCAGUCAUCAAUUUGUGUUGGGAGGCGAAGCAUUAAUAAGGGAAUCAAAGAAGAUGAUGAUGAGCAAGCAAUAGGAGGAGGAGGAGGAGGCACAAGUGGUUCCUCUCAUGAACAAUCAGAUGAUGAUGAUAUUGACAUUGAAGCUGGUCCAUGUGAACAGAGCACAGACGCCAUUAUUAUUAAUCAUGACGUUAAACGUAUUAGGAGGAUGGUGUCGAAUCGGGAGUCUGCUCGGCGAUCAAGAAGAAGAAAACAGGCUCAUUUGGCAGAUCUUGAAAUACAGGUUGAGCAAUUGAGAGGAGAAAAUUCAUGUUUGUACAAACAACUUACUAAUGCUUCUCAACAAUACCGAGAAGCUGAUACAGAUAACAGAGUCCUUAAAUCUGAUGUGGAAGCAAUGAGAGCCAGGGUGAAGUUAGCAGAAGACAUGGUUGCUCGUGGAUCAUUAACAUCAAGCUUAAAUCAAUUGAUUCAAACCCAUCUAAACACUAGUACUACUACUGCUACUACAACACAUUUCAAUAAUAAUAGUAAUAAUGUGUCACCAACAAUCACACUAGUCCAAGCACCACCAAUGAUGAAUAGUGACUCUGUUAGCUGUGUCUCUGAAAUUUGGCCUUAAUUUAUUAAUAUGCUAUUUUCUUACAUAUAUGUGUGUUUUGUAUUGUAAUUUCUAUAAUUAUGUAACCUCUGAUCUUCUUAAAGAUUCUAUUCUAUUCUAAUUAGCAAGUACUUUUAAUUUUAUAACAAAAACAUUUUGGGGUUUGGCCA